AACACAAGCAACAAGCGCUUUUAAAGGGGCAGCACAAGGUUUACUUGUAAGUCAUCAUGGCGGAUUCCUGCAACAACAAGACAUGCCUUUCCCGGGUUUUAUCACAGACUACGCUGGAUUCGACAGAUGUUGAUCCAGCGAGAACUAUUCCGCUGCAUCCAGGCCGAAAGAGACUGUUAUCGAGCUGCACAUCGAUCGAGUGCACUGAGCCGGUGGCUUUACGCAACGAGGCGCGAGUCCUGGUUAUCAACACCGGAGGAACCAUCGGGAUGACUCUGAAUGAUGAGGUGUUAAUCCCACAAGCCAAUGCAUUUGUGCAGAACCUACGCAAGUUGCCCCUCUUCCACGAUGAGAAGUAUGCCCAGGAGACCUGCCUGUUUGAGUACUAUGGAUAUAAGAGCCUGGUCUUGCCGAGGCAAACACCCCAUGGUGACAAUCUAUUUCAUGGGCUGAGUAAAAGCAAAAGCAGGAUAGUCUACACUUUUUUAGAGUACAACCCUUUGCUGGACUCCUCUAAUAUGACCACAGACGACUGGGCUAAAAUUGGAAAGGACAUUGAGGAAAACUAUGAAAACUAUGAUGGUUUUGUCAUCCUCCAUGGCACAGACACUAUGGCCUACACAGCCUCUGCUCUGUCCUUCAUGUGUGAAAAUUUGGGCAAACCAAUCAUUAUCACUGGAUCACAGGUGCCGAUCUAUGAGAUGAGGAAUGAUGGCAUAGACAACCUGCUGGGGGCGCUGCUUAUUGCUGGCCAGUUUGUCAUUCCUGAGGUGUGCCUGUAUUUUUACAACAAACUCUACAGAGGAAAUCGUUCGACCAAGGUGGAUAAUGGGAGUUUUAAUGCAUUCGCCUCUCCUAACUUGACCCCUUUGGCCACUGCUGAAGUGGACAUUACAAUCAACUGGGAUACGGUGUGGAGGGCAAACACCACAGAAAGGUUUAAAGUCAGCCCUAAGCUGAACAGGAACGUGGGCCUGCUCAGGCUGUUCCCAGGGAUCACCUCUGCUACUGUAAGGGCUUUCCUGCAGUCACCCAUGGAAGGUGUGGUCUUGGAGACCUACGGCAGUGGAAAUGCCCCCGAUAACCGACCCGACCUGUUAAAUGAGUUGAAGGAGGCCACCAACUCUGGUGUCAUCAUCAUGAACUGCACCCAGUGUCUGAGGGGAACCGUGUCUGCAGCUUACUCCACUGGCAAGGUAUUGAAGGAUGCAGGGCUGAUAGCUGGCCAUGACAUGACUCCAGAGGCUGCCCUUUCAAAGCUGUCUUACGUAUUGGCCCAGGAAGACUUGAAUCUUGAUGAAAAGAAAAUGAUGAUGGCUCAGAACCUGCGAGGUGAGAUGAGUGCCGACUUAGCAGGAGCCAAGCUGUGUCUGAGAGACAGCCGUUUCAUCCAGGUCAUCGCCAAGUCUCUCAACAUCAGCUGCAAAGAAGAGCUGGAAACCAUUCGUGAUGCCCUGAAUCCCACACUGGCAUGUGCUGCUGCUAAGAUCGGAGACAUAGACGCCUUGAAAGCCCUAAAGGAAAUGGGCAGUAACUUGUCUCUGGGUGACUAUGAUGGACGUACUCCCCUACAUGUUGCCGCCUGUGAGGGCAACCUCAAACUGGUGGAGUACCUACUGGGUCAGGGAGCUACAGUCUAUGCUAAAGAUCGCUAUGGGGACACACCCCUAAGCAACGCUGUACGCUUUAGGAACAAGGAUGUUGUGAAGCUGCUGAGAAAGACAGGAGCCCACUUCUCCAAAGAGGAGUUGGAUGAAGCAGGAACCAAACUGUGCAGCCUGGCAGCCAACGCAGACCUGGAUGGCCUAGAAAUCUGGAGUCUUGCCGGAGCUGAUCUGAAUAAACCAGGCUACGAUGGACAGGCAGCAAUUGGAGCGGCCCAGACUGCUGGCAAUCAGGAAGUGGUGGCAUUUUUAGGCCAACUCCUGAGCAAAAAAGCCGAGACAGUAUUUGGUUAAUUUAAUGAUGAUGAUAAGGAGGAGGAGCAGAGCAAAGUGAUGUAACCCAGAGCCACCCCGACAGGACUGUGAGCUGAAUCUACCUUAACCAACAGGAAUCGUCCUAUGACUGUUUGAAUCCACUUCCCCCACAAGCCGUCCUAUACACACUGUCCACUGUCCUGUUGAAUUUCACAGGCUUGCUGUCACUUUGAAUUCUUAAAUACUUUUUAUAGCCAUCGUUGCUUAAAGUGUUUCCCUCCAAACCCACUGAUUGUACAACAUUGUUUAACCACUGCUUAAAGUGCAAGCUGAUCACAAACGGCAACAUUACAUGUAUGUAUAUGUUUGAUUGUUGCAAACAUAUCCUACUGAAUGUAAAGGUCUAAUCAGGGAUUAAGGGUGAAACUCACCUGAGCUGUUUUAUCAUGGAGAGUGUUGAAAGCUCCCAUUACUCCUUCAACAGUGAAGGAGGUUUGCUAAAUUACUUGAUCAAGUAAUGUCUCUUGCUAUGGCAAUAUAUUCAUGUUAUCUGAAACUACAGGGUACAUUCACAAAUUGUAUUUGUAUGCUUAUUUUUACAGUGAGAUGCUGGAAAGUAUCAUGUAAGCCAAUGGAAACAAUCAUUUAUUAUCUGGUGUGUUAUCCAAGUGUAGCAUUACUCCGCUGCUCCUGAAACAGAGGUCUUCAUUUCCUGUUGUUCAAACAGGUCCUACAAAAACCCAUAGUUAUCUUUCAGACUCAUCCAGCCUGUUUCUUACAGUGAUUACUAAGCUGGAAAAGCUACAUAUCUCACUUUGAAAUAGAAAUUCAGACUAGCAUUGUGUGAGUCAAUUAAAGACUGCCUACAGUUUCAGUGUAUCAUUAUGUAUUCUGAAUGUCUUCUUAUAGUCUCCUGCGUCCACGAUUUAAAAAAAACUUGCUUUGCUUUCCUUAUCUUUGUUGUGUAUGAAGUAAAACGUAGCCACUCUUGGUUUUUUUUAAGUUGAUUAUAUCAAUCUAUAGGCCAGUUUUGUACACUUUAAUGUUAACCCAUUUUAAUCAUUAAUGUGAUUUUAAAGUGCAAAACAAUUCAAAUGAUUUUAAAUUGUUACCAAUGCAGUUAUUUCCCUACUGUUGUAUUACAAAAGUGUGUGUCUGUGUGUGUGAGAGAGUGAUUAUGUUGUCUUCCUACUGUGAAAAAAUAAAAGGAACAGAAAUGAA
Messenger RNA from Etheostoma spectabile (orangethroat darter), 3140 nucleotides. RefSeq names its product asparaginase homolog (S. cerevisiae) (gene aspg). The coding region runs from base 57 to 1958 and encodes 633 amino acids. Gene Ontology annotation, molecular function: protein binding; asparaginase activity. The transcript is spliced from 18 exons. Gene Ontology annotation, biological process: amino acid metabolic process. The record is from RefSeq and is a predicted model, not a curated record. NCBI's taxonomy places the organism in Eukaryota, Metazoa, Chordata, Actinopteri, Perciformes, Percidae.